CCUAGAACCAUCGAGGAGGCGACUGCGAGGGAACAGAGUGACUGAACUAAAAAAGCUCUCAGCGUAAGAGAGGGAGACUGUGCAUGAAGCGGUGCCAGCAGCCACAAAGGUUAUGCUUCUUCUUAAACGACUUGCAUGCGUUACUAGAACUGUAGUUUAGUGGAGCGGUUAGCAGUCGUUGCACUCUCAUGGAGCGUUGGAGGGAAGCAGAAGGUAAAACGCUCCACGAUCCCUUGUUCCAUCUCUGCCCCCCCCUUGCCUUCCAUCAACCGAGCGAUGGCUUCCAUGAGGUGGCGACCAGAGAUGAAGCCGAGCGCAGCAUCUGGGUUCCCGGGUCGAUCAUCGUUGGCGCUGGUCCGUCGGGUCUCGCGGUGGCCGCGUGCCUCGAGGCGAAGGGCGUCCCCAGCAUGAUCCUGGAGAGGUCCAACUGCAUCGCCUCUCUCUGGCAGCUCAAGACGUACGACCGCCUCCGUCUCCACCUGCCCAAGCGUUUCUGCCAGCUCCCCCUCGCCCCCUUCCCCGCCUGCUUCCCCACGUAUCCCACCAAGCAGCAGUUCGUGGCCUACCUCGAGGCCUACGCCCGCCGGUUCCACAUCCGCCCCUGCUUCAACCAGACGGUGGUGAGCGCCGAGUACGACGGCCGCGUCAAGCUAUGGCGAGUGCGGGCGGUCAGGGCCGGGAACGACAAGGCGGCGGAGUACGUCUCCCGGUGGCUGGUGGUCGCCACCGGGGAGAAUGCUGAGGCGGCCGUGCCCGACAUCGAUGGCAUGUCGAUAUUUAAGGGCCCCAUCAUCCACACCAGCUCGUACAAGAGCGGCGAUGAGUUCCAAGGCAAGCGGGUCCUCGUGAUCGGUUGCGGCAAUUCCGGCAUGGAGGUCUGCUUGGACCUCUGCAAUCACAGUGUCCGUCCUCGCAUCGUCGUAAGAGAAUCGGUGCACAUCCUGCCGAGGGAGAUGCUGGGGCGGUCCACCUUUGGGCUCUGCAUGUGGCUCCUAAAGUGGCUCCCCAUGCGCACCGUGGACCGCAUCCUCUUGCUCGUCUCCAGGGUCAUGCUGGGCGACACCCAGCGAUACGGCCUCCGGCGGCCCCGGUUGGGUCCCCUCGAGCUCAAGUCGCUCUCCGGGAAGACACCGGUCCUCGAUGUCGGGGCCCUGGCCAAGAUCAAGUCUGGCGACAUCAAGGUUUGCCCCGCCGUAAAGCGACUGACAGGGCAUGGAGCAGAGUUCGUGGAUGGCAGGUCCGAAGACUUCGAUGCGAUUAUCCUAGCGACCGGCUACAAGAGCAACGUGGCGUCUUGGCUGAAGGAGAGGGAGUUCUUCUCGGAUAAGGAUGGGUUUCCGAGGAAGGUGUUUCCCGAUAGCUGGAAGGGAGAGCAGGGCCUGUACGCGGUGGGGUUCACGCGACAGGGCUUGAUGGGGACUUCCGUGGACGCCAAGAGGAUAGCUCAUGACAUCAAACAGUGUUGGAUGGCCGAACCAAAGCAACGCAUGCUGCCAUCACAAACUUGAGCUCAAGAUUCUUCUUAUGUAAGAAGACGGGUCGUUUUGUCAUGUACAUAUCUGAUCCUGGUUGUGUUGACUGACAAGUGACAGGGAGAAUGAGAAAAAGAGGGAGACAGAGAUUGGAUUGCGAGUUUGUGUAGCGCUGAUGUGAAGUGCAUUUGAAGUUGAUUUCUUUGUUUCUUG
Molecule: messenger RNA, 1685 nt
Organism: Musa acuminata subsp. malaccensis (wild Malaysian banana)
Lineage: Eukaryota; Viridiplantae; Streptophyta; Magnoliopsida; Zingiberales; Musaceae
Product: indole-3-pyruvate monooxygenase YUCCA2-like
Biological process (GO): auxin biosynthetic process
Molecular function (GO): flavin adenine dinucleotide binding; N,N-dimethylaniline monooxygenase activity; NADP binding
Source: RefSeq, a predicted model, not a curated record